UUCUCCUCUACUACUAGUAAUACUCUUCUCUCUUCUCACAGGGAGUGUGUGUGCCUCCAUGACAGUGCUCGCUCUCCCUGAGCCGAGAGAGUAAAGGCUCUCUCCUUCACACACCUACCGCCUACUCUCCCACUCUUCUUCCCACCCCACUCGUGUGCGCGCCACUGCCGCCGGCGAUGGCGCCAAUGCCGGCGCCGGCCGUGGCUCUGGCGGUUCUGGUGCUCCUCUCCGCCGUUCCGGGGUACUUCUCCGACGACCUCAACACCGACGCGCAGGCGUUGCAGGCGCUGCGGUCGGCGGUGGGGAAGUCGGCGCUGCCGUCGUGGAACAGCAGCACGCCGACGUGCAAUUGGCAGGGGGUGACGUGCGAGAGCGGCCGCGUCACCGAGCUCCGCCUCCCCGGCGCCGGCCUCAUGGGCACCCUCCCGUCGAACGUGCUCGGCAACCUCUCCGCGCUCCGCACGCUCUCCCUCCGCUACAACGCGCUCACGGGCCCCAUCCCCGACGACCUCUCCCGCCUGCCCGAGCUCCGGGCCAUCUACUUCCAGCACAACAGCUUCUCCGGCGAGGUCCCGGCGUCGGUGUUCACCCUCAAGAACCUCGUGAGGCUGGACCUCGCUGGGAACAAGUUCUCCGGCGAGAUCUCGCCGGACUUCAACAAGCUGAACCGCCUCGGCACGCUGUUCCUCGACGGCAACAGCUUCACCGGCGAGAUCCCCAAGCUGGACCUGCCGACAUUGAGCCAGUUCAACGUGUCGUACAACAAGCUCAACGGGUCCAUCCCUAGGUCGCUCCGGAAGAUGCCCAAGGACUCGUUCUUGGGCACUGGGCUGUGCGGUGGCCCGCUCGGCCUGUGCCCCGGCGAGACCGCGCUCACGCCGGCCGGAUCUCCGGAGGUUCAACCUGCUGGUGGAGGCGCGGCAGACGCCGGCGGCGCAAGCAGCGGCACGAAGAAGAAGCUCUCCGGUGGCGCCAUCGCCGGCAUUGCCAUCGGGUGUGUGUUCGGCGUGCUGCUCUUGCUGGCCCUGAUCUUCCUCCUCUGCCGGAAGAAGUCUAGCUCAUCCACGCCAGCGACAGCGGUGGAGAAGGGUCGUGACCUCCAGAUGGCUCCGAUGGACAUGGAACCAAAGGGACAGAACGGCUCAGCAGCCGGCAACGGCGCCCACGUCGGAGCAGCCGCGGCAGCGCCAGCCGCCGCCACCUCCGCCGCCGUCGCGGCGGCGGCAGCAGCAGCGAAGACCGGCGGCGCGACGGGCGGGUCCAAGAAGCUCAUCUUCUUCGGCCCCAUGGCGGCGGCCCCGCCGUUCGACCUGGAGGACCUGCUCCGCGCGUCGGCGGAGGUGCUGGGCAAGGGCGCGUUCGGGACGGCGUACAAGGCGGUGAUGGAGAGCGGCUCCGCCGUGGCCGUGAAGCGCCUCAAGGACGUGGACCUUCCGGAGCCGGAGUUCCGGGAGCGCAUCGCCGCCAUCGGCGCCGUGCAGCACGAGCUUGUCGUCCCACUCCGCGCCUACUACUUCAGCAAGGACGAGAAGCUCCUCGUCUACGACUACAUGUCCAUGGGCAGCCUCUCCGCCCUCCUCCACGGGAACCGUGCUUCCGGCAGGACGCCGCUGGACUGGGAGACGAGGUCGGCGAUCGCGCUGGCGGCGGCGCGCGGCGUGGCGCACAUCCACUCGACGGGGCCGACGGCGUCGCACGGCAACAUCAAGUCGUCCAACGUGCUGCUCACCAAGAACUACGAGGCGCGGGUGUCGGACCACGGCCUCCCCACGCUGGUCGGCCCGUCAUUCUCGCCGACGAGGGUGUCCGGCUACCGUGCCCCGGAGGUGACCGACAUUCGCCGGGUCUCGCAGAAGGCCGACGUGUACAGCUUCGGCGUGCUGCUCCUCGAGCUGCUCACCGGCAAGGCGCCGACGCACGCCGUCGUCAACGAGGAGGGACUCGACCUGCCGCGCUGGGUGCAGUCCGUCGUCCGGGAGGAGUGGACCGCCGAGGUGUUCGACCAGGAGCUCCUCAGGUACCAGAACGUCGAGGAGGAGAUGGUGCAGCUCCUCCAGCUCGCCAUCGACUGCUCGGCGCAGCACCCCGACAGGCGGCCGUCCAUGUCCGAGGUGGCCGCGAGGAUCGACGAGAUCCGCCGCUCCAGCCUCGGCGACCGUCCGGCCACCGACAGCGCCGGCGAGGGCGAGGAGCCUUCACUAUAACCGACCAGCCGACAUUGCCGUCUGGAUCACCGUACAUCGAUCUCAGCCUCAGCGAACGGAAAUUAAGUUGGAGAAUUGCUUAGUUCUUUGCAUGGAUCUUGCUCCCCCAGGCUACUUUUGGUUCAUCAGCAACUUGUGCAUGUUUUUUUCAUUACUUUUUCUUUCUUCUUCCUUUCUUUUUUUUCCCUUCUUUUUUUUGGGCCUUUCUCUCACGGGCUUUGAUUCUAUUCUAUAGCACAUGUCACUGUACUCUUUGAUUCUUGGAAAGGAACACUUGAUAAUGCGUUGUAUCUAUGACGAAUACCAUCACCAGCUGUAUGGUUUGCUAUUUAAAA
Molecule: messenger RNA, 2539 nt
Organism: Oryza sativa Japonica Group (Japanese rice)
Lineage: Eukaryota; Viridiplantae; Streptophyta; Magnoliopsida; Poales; Poaceae
Product: probable inactive receptor kinase At1g48480
Biological process (GO): protein phosphorylation
Molecular function (GO): protein kinase activity; protein binding; ATP binding
Source: RefSeq, a predicted model, not a curated record